AUGUCAAUUGGCGCAGAGUGCACGUAUAGCGAAGGAGAUCAUUCUACCUUUGAUUCCGCGAGUCUUGCAAUUCUGGACAAGUUGAACACCAUCGAGGAACUCUUGAGAGCGCCCAGUGCCCGGACCCAGGUUGUCCCAGCUGCCCCCAGUAAUACAGCCGACAGCCCCAGUCGUGGAGUUUUAUCCCGGUUAAAAUCGCUGAAUUCUCCCAGCCUUGAACGAUCCAAGGAUGCUACCCCCUGUCACAUGAACAUUGAAGGAGUCUUGUCGUGGUCUGUCUUCGACGAUGUUAGUCCCAACCUCGACCUGAAAGCCCUCCUCAACUCUAGUAAUGGCGCCACCCAAAACCUGUCAAUCGUCACAGAAUUCGAUGAGCAUUUUGCCGAAGAGGAACUUGUGGCAAGGUUCAUGAACAAUGUCUUCAUUUACAAUCCGGUCUUGGAGGAAGCCAAGAUUCAUCGCUACAUGCGUGACGCCCGCUUCAACGGCAUUGGUUGGGAUGCACAGUCGUGCCUACUGCUCCUGAUAUAUGCUCACGGCUCGAUUGUUGGACCGUUUAAUGGCGGCCACCAACAAGACGCCUCGUCUUUUCGCUCAUCUCCACAGUUUAAGCAGGCCGAGUUAUACUUUUCUGCAGCUCAGAAAAGGAUGGGCCACCUGCUCUGCAGAACAGGUGUGUUGGAAGCGCAAUGUUUCUUUCUGGCAGGAGUAUAUUUGAUGGCAACACUACGUCCAAUGGAGGCAUGGAAAAUGUUUGUCCAGGCCCUCGCCUGCUGCCAAGCAUUCUAUACCGAGAAAGAGUCCCCAGAAGCCGACAGGGAAGGGGAACAGCGUUUGCGGGAAAGUAUCUACUGGACUUGUUUCAAAUCAGAACUCGAACUCCGUCUCGAGCUGAAUGUUUCCGAGACUUCGAUAUGGGAUCUCACAUAUCCUGCCUUCUUUCCCUCUCCUCCCGAGGGUCUCCGAUCUCAAAGGGAAAUAGUGUGGUAUUUUUAUCUUGCCGAAAUUGCCCUUCGACGGCUGGGAAACAGAAUCCUCAACUUCAUCUAUGACAGCAAAGCCACGAGCUCCAUGUCCAACGCAGCCGAGUCUACCGUCGGAUUUGAACAACAGGCGGCAGACUGGAUUCGAUCGCUUCCCCAAGCACUCGACCUCGAAGCGCCCUCGGUGGGGGAGGAGAGUGACUUGCACCAUUCGCUCAAGUUCAUACUGAAAGGCCACCUCCUCGACUGCUACGAAAUGAUGUAUUGGCCCUUUAUCGUCGCGGCGGUAAACUUUGAUACCCCUGAAAGGACUCCCACCAUCUCGACCGAGUCAAUGGACUCGUUUGUGCACAAAGCGCUGGUCGUUUGCGUGGAGCGGAUCGAAAAGAAUGAACAAGGCUUUUUCUAUCGCCAUCAUGGGACCUGGCUGAUGUUACGGUCUUGCACGAGGAGCGCAUUUGUCCUUCUCGCUGCUGCCAGACUCGAAAAACUGACGUUACUAAUGCCAGAUCGCUGGCGAGAGGCUGUGGAAAAGGUAAUUGAAAUGUUGAGAUUCUGGAGACGAGAGAGCAGAGACGUCGAAGACAGAUUACGACUUGUGGAAACGUUGCUUGCAGGUCUGACGUUCAGCGAUCCGCGUGUUCUAUGA
Messenger RNA from Cladophialophora bantiana CBS 173.52, 1632 nucleotides. RefSeq lists its product as uncharacterized. NCBI's taxonomy places the organism in Eukaryota, Fungi, Ascomycota, Eurotiomycetes, Chaetothyriales, Herpotrichiellaceae. Bases 1 to 1632 code for a protein of 543 amino acids. The transcript has 4 exons. The record is from RefSeq and is a predicted model, not a curated record.